AUGGCUCCUCGUUGUGUCUCAACCAACUUCCGGCGCUGGCAUAUGACGCCUGUAGUCCCCGCCUCUUCCGCCCCCGGGCGUGGCCGAGGAACCCGGAUUGUACACAAGCGAGUGGGAAAGGGAGGAGGAGACCGCCUCCGGGGGAAGCCGGGACCCCAGCCUGCAGGUCGCGGGGCGGCCGGCGGGGGCGCCACGGAGGCGGAGGAAGGGGCGGCGCGGGGCGGGGCGGCGCGUAGCGGUUACUCAAGGCGGGCAGUUCAAACCGAAGGAGGGAAACGCGGCGGCCCCACGCGAACCUGGCGUGAGGGUUGCCAUAGCCCGGCAUCCCUGGGGGCGAGGCGGUGGCUCCUGCCCGGCGCUCCCAGCGGCGGCUGCCUGACUCCCUUCCCGCCUGGCCCCGCGGCCCGGUCGGUGCGGGCGCGCCUCGCUCUCCAGGUGGGCGGGAGUGGGGGGCCCAAGUGUGUGCCGGCUAGCGGGCCUCCCGGCGUCCCCGGGCCCGGCGCCCACUUUGCUUUCCAGGUGCUGGGACUAGAGAGGCGCCCCGAAGCCGAUCUCUUGCCCGCUCGCUCCGCUCCAGGUGACGCCCACCCACCCUCCGCCUUUCGGUGGCGUUCUGGGCCCUGGGCCCUGGCGGCGGAGCCGAGGCGACCCCCGUCCCCUCGCCAGCUUGGCCUUGGGAAGGUCCAGGAGGGACGAACGGGGCCAAAAGACGCCCUGGUGAGACCGUUAACCAGCCACCCGCUGACAGCACCUUGGGCGAAAUAUUAUAAAGGAAACAUUGUGAAGAUGUCAGAGAGACGUUCAAGCCAAGCUUGCAGUGGAGCAGAAAAUGAGGUGGACUCUCCUACUGUCAACUUCAAAUCCUCCAGCUUCAGAGAUUUCUGUUCCACAUCUUCAUUUCAAGAUAGUGGCUACAAUGAGUUGUUACAACCUUGCAACUUUGGUAGUACAGAUAAAGAAUUUUUUGGAAAGAAAGAAAAAGGCCCAACAUUAAUCCAUGAACAUCCUGAAACUUCAAAUCUGGGCUUAACUCAUCCUUUAGAAUCUCCAACUCAAAAAAAGAGAUUUGUCUUUUCUAGGAAGGAAAAUGAUAAAACUCCAGAACUUUGUGAAACCCCUAAAGUCAGUGGAAAAAAAUUUUUACUGCGUAGAAGGUUGGACAUAUCUUUCUCUCUCCUAAAGGGGGACUGUGAAUCACAAAACAGUUCUCUAGAAAGUAGUAUAAACCAAGUCCUCAACUUAGAAAAAAAUAAUCCAAGCUGUGCUGCAAGUUUUCCAAGGCAAACCAAUUUUAGUCCUUUAGUUACUAGUACUUUGAAAACAGAAGAAACAACUUCCAGCAGUCAAAAAUUGAGACUUAAUUUUUCUCAACAGAAGACUUCCACAGUUGAUGAUUCCAAAGAUGACUGUAGCCUAUUUGAAGUUGAAUGUAUAUCUCCGAUUCAGGGCGAUAGUUUUAAAGACUCUAUCACAUAUGACCUUAGUGAUAGCAGUCUGUUUGUUAAUGAUGAGAAUACAUAUCCCAAACUUCUGGGCUCUUCUGCUAGUCGAACAUCUUGUGGAACAAAUGAGAAUUUAUGUGUGACUCCAAUAAGUAAUCUUGUAGCAAACAUUAAUGCAAGUCAAAGGCUCUCUCCUUCAGCUGAAGUGAGGGGCAAUAUUUCAACACCUGAAGACAGUGGUUUUAACUCACUUUGUUUGGAUAAAUCAGAAGAUUCCCUCUCUGACCAGGAGGGUUCUUUUCGAGAACUUUGGAAACAUAAGGGAACUGUCAAAGUGGGGGACACCAUAAAAAAGUCAGGGCAUCUUCGGAGGCUGAGAAGAUUGUCCACCCUCCAGGAACAAAGCUCACAGUCUGAGACAGAAAGGGACUCUGACUCGGAAGCAACACCAGCAGCUGCUUCAGACACGUCGGAGAAUCAGCCGAGCAGUGACAAUGAGAUUUUAAGCUUUAAGAAUUUAUCAAAGACCCCAGCCUUGCAGUUAGUGCACGAGCUCUUUAUGAGAAACAAAAGAAAAAGAUUCCAGCAAAAUGGUGCACAUGAAUUCUUAGAAGAGAAGGAUGGGGGGCAAAUAGCUGUACUACAGUGUGUACUUGCAGGACUGAUUGGCAAGAAAAUGGGUAUAGAAAAACUGGACAUCUUAACAGAAUUAAAAUAUAGAAAUUUAAAACAUAUUCUUGCUAUGGUUUUUGAUUCCUUGACUGCAGAAAGCCUAUGCAGUGUUUGGAAAGUGAGCAGAAAUUGGCGAGAAAUUAUUGUUCAAGAUAAAAAAGCAAAUCGGAGGAGGAAAUGUUAUAUCUCACAACUGAAAGCAGAUUCUGAGGGGGCUAUAUUAAAUGUUGAGGAUGCUGCCACUCGGCUCCAUCUUUUAAAUCGAUCAGCUUUAAGAUCUGUACAAGCUCAGGCUAGGAUACCAGGUUUUCAGAAAGGAGAAGUUUCAACAUUUUCUCCUUGGGGAGAAGUUUUGACACCUACAGCAAGCUCUUCUGUUACUCCCUUAAGUAGUAAACAAGAUGAAUAUGUCAAGGUUGCCAAAACACUAUUUAUUGAUGAAGCAUUAAAACCUUGCCCCAGGUGCCAAUCCCCUGCUAAGUACCAGCCGUAUAAGAAAAGGGGACUGUGCAGCAGUACAGCCUGUGGUUUUGACUUUUGUGUGUUAUGUUUGUGUGCUUAUCAUGGGUCUGAAGAAUGUAGUAGAGGAGCAGCAAAGCCGAGAAAUAGGAAAGAUGCUCUUCCAGGAAGUGCCCAGAGUAAGCGGAAUUUAAAACGCCUUUGA
Odobenus rosmarus divergens (Pacific walrus) is the source of this 2778-nucleotide messenger RNA. It is a transcript of the gene FBXO43, whose product is annotated as F-box protein 43. Bases 1 to 2778 code for a protein of 925 amino acids. The record is from RefSeq and is a predicted model, not a curated record. Gene Ontology annotation, biological process: regulation of mitotic nuclear division; negative regulation of meiotic nuclear division. Lineage: Eukaryota; Metazoa; Chordata; Mammalia; Carnivora; Odobenidae. Gene Ontology annotation, molecular function: zinc ion binding; protein binding. The transcript has 7 exons. Gene Ontology annotation, cellular component: nucleus.